CGUCGCCAGGUGCUCAACAUGGGAAGAUCGGGCACUUCAUGGCACACACGAGGGUUGAUCCAGAAAUAAUGUUCCCAUCAAUUUUAGAAAUGGACAACAUCGUUUAUUCUUAUAGAAAUUUACGUCGUUGGAAAGAUUAAACUUUGCUUUAUUUUUCUACAUAAUCGCCAUCUUUUUCUACGCAUUUUUGUAAACGGUGCUCCAAUUUCUGUAUCCUAAUGUCGUAGAACUCCGCCGCCAGCCCGUUGAGGAAGCGUUAGACUUCAUCGUCGCUCCGGUAGCGUUGGCCACUCAAAUGUUCCUUUAACUUGGGGAACAAGCGAUAAUCACUAGGCACGAGGUCUGGACUGUAUACGGUGGGUGGGGCAUGACAGACCACCCAUAGUUUGUCAAAAGGUUUUUUGGGCUUGACUGGAGACGUGAGGUCAGGCGUUGUCGUGAAGCAGCGUUACACCGGCUGCCAGUCGUCCUCGCCGGCGGUUCUGCAUAGCUCGCCUGAGUUUUCUUAGUGUUGCACAAUAACUGUCCGAGUUGAUUGUUGUCUCGCGUUCCAUGAAAUCGAUCAGUAAUAUCCCCUUACAAUCCCAAAAACACACGGGCCAUGACCUUGCCAGCAGAAGUUUGUUUGAAGUUCUUUGCGACUGGUGACUCUGGGUGACGCCACUCUGUGGAUUUUUGUUUCGUUUUGGGAGUGAAAUGAAACACCCACGUUUCGUCUCCCCUAACAAUGGAGUCCAACAAUCCUUCCUUAUCUUCUUGACACUUUUGAAAAAACUGGCGAGCACAGUCAAGGCGUUUCUCCUUGUGGUCUGAUGUCAACAGCCGCUGUACCUAUCGAGCACAACACUUGUGAUACCCUAAUUUUUCAGUCAAAGCUCUUUCCACUGUACCGUAAGAACUCCCAGAAAUCUGAGCAACAAGUUCACGACAGUCAUCCUCCAGUUUUGAAGCACUUCGCGUUGGACCAUCUCGAUAAGCACCUCCGAAACUGACGGUCUUACAUUCCGUUCUUCAUCGUGGACUUCCUUCCGACCGGCACUGAACUGCCUGCACCGCUUUCGGACGUGUUGAACGGACAUACACUUGUCGCCAUACGCCUGUCUCAAUUCACGACGGAUAUCCACGGGUGGAGUCCCUUUGGCGUGCAAAGGGCGAAUUACGGAACGAAUCUCGCGCCUGGCGGGAUCAACGACGGGGGACGGCGGCUGAGCCGAGCGGCGCAGCGAUUGGCGACUGUGCCGCGCGGGCCUGUCGCGUUGACUUCCCGUGAGUAACGUAUACGCGUGCCAUCGUGACAAAAUGACGCACCAUAAUGAUAACCGGCGUGGUAUGUGCCGGCCAUUCCAAGUGGGCGCACCGCGCAAAGGCCGUGAAAUGCGUCAUACAUACUGCCCUUGGACGGGGCCCAAUUAAAAGAGUUCACCGAUGAAAAAGCACCGUUUUUGUGCAUUUCAGUGCGUGCUUUCCGCCCCCCCCCCUUUUUUUUUUCUUUUCACGCACGGACACCAGCGGCGAAUUGGGCUGGUCUUGUAAUCGCGGGCUAUUUAUCUCUUUCGUAAGACAUCAAAAAAAAGAAGAAGUUUUAUUGUAUCGCCCAACAUUUCUUGCACGCUAUUUUCCAAGUCUGCUUUAUUGGGGAGAGAUGCGAUCUUUCUUCGGAGGAAAGCACACUGACAAUGGCGUAGCCUGCGAUCGAAAAUGCGGUCUAUAUGCUUCCCGACAUUUUAGUGUUAUGAAAUACGCGUUCCUGUGUCGGCUAACGCAGAAAAACUACACCAAAGUUACUCACUGGCCUAAGUAUUAUUUAUCGGUAGGUCAGUCUGUCAGUCACGCAAUGAUGCGGAUUACCAUGGAUAGGCGCAAUGUUAUGAAGAGUAACAAAGGUUGACGGACGAGAAGACGGGGUGCCGAGGGUCCCGAUUUUUGUCAGUCGCAACCAUAUGAAGUCAACAGCUUAUGGAGCCAAGGAUAAAGCACGGGGAUGGGAAGUUAACCCACACCCACUGUCCACUUUUGUUUCCCUUUAACAUUUGCAUAUACUUCAACUUAAAAAAAAAAGAAGAAGAACAAUGACUUUUCCCCCAUGCUUUCCUUGGCUUCGUUAUCUGUUGGGUUCAUAUGAAAAGUACUAUAGCUAGCAAUGCGGUGACACAGACUAAAUCAGUCGUUUCGGGGAGGGCUUUCACAUAAGGCUGUAUACAGUUAAUAAGUUAUAAUUCAUGCCGACAGAGGACUUACAAAGAAACAGGUAACACAUCAGUGAGUGCUAUACAUAUUGUGUCUUCUGCUGCUGCGAUUGAUAAGAUCAUCAAACCACCAUUUAACUUAGUGCAUGGGCUACAAUAGCAAAAUCGAAGCGAGCUCAAGAUUCGUAAAUUUGCCAAGGAUCUGCGGGGACACUUUCGUAGUGUAUGUAUCCGCCAAGUGCGCGGAAGAGCGCAUAGCGAAAUGCACGAAAUGCACCCGGAAUACUUUGGAGAAAUAUUCACUGACGACUUUUAAGCGUGCUCCAGAUACUUUGUCCGCAUCGGUCUAACGCCGACACAUCCAUUAAAUUAGAUAGCAUCCGAGGAAUAAAAUGUCACAGCCGCAAAAUCGGAGGCGAUGCACGUGUACAAGUGUACACGCAUACUACAAGCUAGCAUUUCGAAAUGGCAGCGAUUAAUGAAAACAGUGGUCCUGAACACGUGUUUCAUACAUUUUGAGACACAUUCUGAUUGUGUCAAGAUAAUAUACAAUAUGGAAUAAUCUGCGCAAAGUGCGGUAUAGAGGAAACGAUUUUCCCGGUUGUUGUUAUCAUCGCGUAAAUUUGUUGAGCGUGCAGAAGUGCGCUACAUACAUACACGACGACGCAGGCGACAUCCGAACAGACGACGUCGUGCGCGCACAGGCCGCGGCAGAAAGAGCGAAGCGUUGUUCGGGUCGUCGACCCCGGAUUGAUUCUGGCGCGUUCAAACUUUCGCGUCGCUUCGGGCCCUUGGGCGCCGGUUGCCGCACGCGCUCGCAGGGAGGAAGCGGAAAACGGGCAGCGCUUACAGCGCGGUAACCACGGGCGACGCUCUGCCCGCCGCGGUGCACAACACGGGCUGCUUCUCCUCGGGCGGCGUCGAGCGGCCAGCUCCUUCAGCCGGCUGAUGGGCUGCUGCUGCUGCUGCUGCUGCUGCGACCGCAACAACCAGGUUCACUCGGCGGGCGGCUUGGAGAGGCAGCGUUCGUGCACGGACAUUGGUUGGCUGCUCGUCUUCGCCGCUCUCAGCGCUGGCCUGGGGGCGCUGCUGAGCUGGGCCGUGCGCAAGGGCGGCGACCCACGGCGGCUGCUCCACGGCGUGGACAGCGAGGGCAAUGUGUGCGGCCGCGGUGACCAGCAGCCGCUGCCGGGCGUGCCGGGCUCCGGUCAGAACACCACGGGACUCACGCUCCUGGUGCUGGAGGAUGCGCUGGGCCGCAAGCGACACUGCGCCGCCAGCUGCCCCCCGGGAUACAGGCAAACCGUGUUCCGAAGGUGCGUGCUGGACUCGGGUCCCGUGGCCCUCGUGCACGGCACACUCAACGUCAGCGGCGCGGUGAUCGAGGAGGUUGUACAAGACCUGGCCACCUGCCGACGGGAGCUGGGCUACAUGGGCCUCGUGGCGAUAGGGCUCAGCGUGGCGGCACUGCUUCUGCUGCGCUACUGCGUGGCCCUACUCGUGUGGUUCCUCCUGAUGGCGGUGUCCCUGGGAUGCGUCGGAGGGACGUUCUACCUCUGGUUCUCGUGGAAUGCGAGGCGGCGUAGCGCACAGCCGAACGCGGGAGCCUGGCUGGUAGCUGCCGUCGCGGGAACCACGGCCAUGGUGCUGUUGAUGCUCACGGUGCUAGUGCUACGCAAGCGAAUACAGCUGGUCACGGCUCUGUUCGGGGAGGCUGGAAAGGCGCUGACCGCCAUGCCUGGUCUGCUGCUGCAGCCCGCCUGGACGCUGUGCUUCUGCGCGGCGACGGCGGUGGCCGGCGCGGCGGCGAUGCUCGUGCUGCUCACGGCGGGCGACGCGGCGGUCGCCAGGGGCGCAGACGACGACAGCGGCGGUCACGUGACGGUGCUGCUGAAACGGGACUCGCUGCUUCGUCUCGGGCCCUGGUACCUGGCCCUGGUCGUGGGUUGGUUGCUCCAACUGGCCGUCAGCUGCCAAGAAGUCGUGGUGGCAGGCGCCGCGGCCGAUUGGUACUUUUACAGGCCGGCGGCAGCCCGCCGGUGGGCGCAGUGCGCGAGCCUGUGGCGGCUGGUGCGCUACCACCUGGGCUCCGUGCUGCUGGGCUCGCUGCUAGUGGCCGUGGCGCGCGUGCUGAGGCUCGCCUGCAGGAUCGCCGGCCGCCGGUGCCGCAAGCCCGGAGCCCACUGCUGCUGCUGCCUCGAUCCGUGCGGCGGCUGCGUCGCGGCGCUCAGGUUCCUCAACAGGAACGCCUUCGUCAUGCUCGGACAAGGUGGGCCACCUGCUCUGGGGCCAGUGGGUUCCCCUGACUGCGGGAGCCCUGGGCUCGUUCCUGGUGGCGCACUGCUUCCUCUCGGUGUACGAGAUGACGCUGGACACGCUGUUCCUGUGCUUCUGCCACCAGUGCGAGGAGAUCGGCCGUGGUGGUGUCGCCACGAUCGCAGUACCCGACGCACUCGCGGCCUUCGUGGAGAAGAGUGGCAGCGUGGCUCCGCCUACCUCUCGCCGAUGAGCAGCUGUCUCGCGGUGGAGCGAAAUGCCAUUUUAGGCUGGGGACAGAGCCUCCGUUCUUCUAUUGUCACGCGGUAGCGACGGGGAAGAACAGCAAAAUUGUGAAUAGCUUCACUUUUACUUGAGCAAAUGUGCCCACAAAAAACAAAAAAAAAAAAACAGGCUACACUCAAAGCAAAACGAUAGCGGCGAAGGCAGUCGGCGAUCGACGAAAAUCUGAUCGGCGGGUCAAGUGCGUGUGCGUCUAUAAACCACUCGACGACGGUUUUAGUGUAAUCGCUAGUGCCCGCGUGGUUUCCAGAAACUACUACACAAUUCGUGUCGUGCAUGCAAUAUGAUAAUGCAAGGUUCGGCGAGCACAUACACAACUGAUAGAAUGAACGAUGACAUUCGCGUAAGGUCCAAAUCAUGCAGGCGCGCCUUGCGCUGAGCGAUAACGUUUAGCAUUUGUUAGCCGGUGAACAGCGGGCACCGGAGAAAGAUAAACAAGCACCCGUGUCAAUAUAAAAGGUGUUUCAGCGAACACAAAAAAUCCUUAACGUUGCCUGUGGCAGACAGCACAAUUCUAGUUCAUGAGCUGGCCUACUCAGAGCCGGACAUUACUUGCACAAGAAAUUGAAAUAAAUAAUAGACUAAUCAAAAAUUUAGUAAUUGAGUUCUGGACUAAUUACCUGAUGGCCCAUAUUGCAAUUUACAAAUUCUAGCCGUGGAGUCUGAAAGGCGGAUCCAAAUGGAACGAAUUCUCAGGAUGCCACCAGCUUCGAGAUAUUAAUUCCCGAACUUUGCGGAGAAAUGCGUUGGCGUUCUGUUACUUUUGAGCUUCAAUGCAUAAACCAACGCUUUGUUGAGAAAGUAAAUGGAACGCAAAUGCAUGCACUCAUGCGCUUCACGUCGCGCAACACAGACAGAUAAUCAGUCAAUGAGUUGAUAACGAUUAUAAAGAGUGAUGAAGGGUUAUAUAGGUCUCAUCAGGUUAAUAAUUGUUCGACGCGGAUGGAUAAUGUGCUAAAGAGCGAUGAGGGCUUAUAACGGUCGUAGCUAUUAUGAUAAGGUCAAUAAGUACCGAUAUGGGUUGAUAAGGACCUAUAAGAGUUGAUAGGGGUCGGAUCAUGUCCAAUAACGUUGAUAAGGAUCGGAUCGAUUGCGAUAAGUUGAUACCGACCUAAAGGUUGAUAAUGCUCGGAUCGAGUCCGAUACGGUUGAAAACAACCGAUAAGUGGCGAUAAGGAUAGGAUCUAGUCCGAUAAGGGUUAACAAGGGCUUAUACAGGUCAGAUCAAGUUUCAUAACAUUGAUAAUGACACCGGGCUGCGUGGAGAUGAGCAAGUGGCACAAUGCUUAUACGCAUACAACUCCCAGAGGAGUUCAUGCGUGAACUACUUUUUCCUGUUCACCAGCUGGGUGUUUCGCACAAAUGAGGGAGAGAAAAGGAGAAGGACGCGCAGUCACUCGUCUCUCCCCCCUCUUGGGCGAAACAACAUCGCAGCGAACCGAACGAUGCCGUACCAGCUAUCCCUGCACUUUAAGCCCUACUAUCGGUGCCGGUUCUUGAACCAACCUAACGACACGAACUACUUCUUGGUAUUACGAGCCCCGAAUUAGAUCCAUUGCUCGAGGCGACACGAUCCAACCAAAAUGGCAUUUAACGUUCAUCGAUUCAAAAGGAGUGCGAGCCGCGUGGACAGGCUCAUCACAUCGCU
Dermacentor andersoni is the source of this 6393-nucleotide messenger RNA. Its product is annotated as choline transporter-like protein 1. Gene Ontology annotation, cellular component: membrane. Gene Ontology annotation, biological process: transmembrane transport. Gene Ontology annotation, molecular function: transmembrane transporter activity. The record is from RefSeq and is a predicted model, not a curated record. NCBI's taxonomy places the organism in Eukaryota, Metazoa, Arthropoda, Arachnida, Ixodida, Ixodidae.